CCUUUUUUUUUUUUUCCCCUCGCGUUCCCCUCAAAACGGAAGCAGGCGUCUGCAAACUAUCAUGGCAACCACAUCAUUCCGCAUUGGUGCAGCCAGACUCCUGGCACGGCAAUGGAGACAAUUGCAUAGUACUGUUUCCAACCAUAAGUCUUGGAACACUGGAAAAGUCAACCAUAUUGCUAUUGCCUGUCCAGACCUAGACAAAGCUACUACCCUCUACAGAGAUGUGUUGAAAGCUAAAGUUAGCGAAAAACAGGCUAUGCCAGAGCAAGGUGUCACUAUUGUAUUUGUGGAGCUUGGUGACACAAAGAUUGAACUUCUUCAUCCUUUGGGUGAAAAAAGUCCCAUUGCUAACUUUCUUGAAAAGAACAAAAAUGGAGGCCUCCAUCAUAUUUGUUUAGAGGUGGACAACAUUUCUGCUGCCAUGGAAAACAUCAAAUCACAAAAGAUCCGAACGAUUACUGAAUCACCAUCGAUAGGAGCUCAUGGAAAGCCUGUGAUCUUUCUGCACCCCAAAGACUGUAAUGGAGUUUUGAUUGAGCUUGAAGAGGUUUAAAUGGAUUUGUCAGUCAAACUUGGUCUCUUACUUUUGGAUAGCUUAUAUAACAGAUGGGAACAUUUUCAAAGGUGAUGGCUUAUUAUACAAUUUCAAAUGAGAUUUUUUCCAAAAUUUUGUUUGAAUUGUUUACAGCAAUAUAUACAGUAAAGCUGAGAAAAGUAUAUUUACAAAAUACCACGUGUCAAUUUUUUUUCAAUGUUUGGUGUCUUUUUACUAGAUUUAUUAUUUUAAUUACAGCAGGUAUAAAAUAUCUGUAUUCUCACAUAAACACACAUAUGUUUAUAUAACAUUAAAAGUUUUAAAAAAAAUAUCUUGAAAGAUUGAUUUCAUCUGCGAGUGAAAACACAUGUGCGGGUAAAAACAGAAUUUGGGGUAUCCUUUUUAUUUUUCAAGAGCUUGCAUCCUUUUUUCUUUGAAAGGGGGUAUGUGUAGAGGUGAGGGAUUUUUUUUUUCAUUUGAAUGCCAUUUCAUUUCAUAAUAUAAUAAUAAUAAGAACUUUAAAUGCAAGGUGCAAAGAAAUUACCUCUGAAAUCCUAGGACACUUACAAACAAAUAUUGUAAUUGAAAAUGUCUCGUCCAAAUGCUAUACAACAGUUUUUCUUGUGCAGACAUGGGAGCUAACUCUUAAAAGAUACAUGCUUGUUUGGAACGUAUCAUUUCUCAGUUCACUCCCUUGGCCUAUCCUGUUUCGCAGGCGGGAACUGGAGGGUUUUACCAAUGUUGGUCCUCUUUGGAUUUACUGUGGUCAGAAGGGAGAUGUAACCCGAGAGGUGACCAUGCCCGUUAGUCUUGUGUUCCACGUAUGAAAUUCAAUUUCUCAGGCACUUGAUCUCAAACGCCUGGUCUUUAUUUUCUCUAUCACGUCUUGUCUGUACCCAUGCUAUGGCUGUACCAGGUCCUGUGCAGCCUAGUCAUUGCCGCUGCGUCUGACACAGCCAUAACAUCAAUAUACUACAAAGUACAAUAUGUACAAAUCUUUUGUAGUACCGAUUUUGCUUUACGGAUGUGACUGCUUGCUGAAAUGAGAGGAGAAUCCAACCAUUCGAGAACAAUUGCCUGAGAAGGUUGCUCCAGGUCUCGUACAAGGGACACAAAACCAACGUUUUACGAAGCAUUGUUGCCACACAAGCAGGACACCAGGAACCUCUACUUGCAACAGUCGAAUGACAUAAGCUAGCGGUGUGACCCGACACGACACCUUGUCGAAGACUGUCAUUCCUUGGAGAGUGGUCGACCAGAGGAAGAGCUGGCUUAGGAACGUGAAAGACUGGACUAGUCGUCCUGUGAAGGACCUGCUCACUAGAUAUGUAUAUCGCCCAUAAUAUGCGGGCCUUAUCAGCUGCACCGUCUAUCCAUGUGCUCUUUCUAACGACAGGUAUACCAGUCAAGGGACGGAUGACCGAAUGUCUAACCUGUAGCCAUAAAUAAGGAUGGGAACUAUGAUAUUCAAUCGGUGGCAUCUCUGAUGGUACUGUGGUGCCAAACUCUCUUUUCAUUGUAUCGCAAUCUUUCAUCGGUGGGCUAGGCUGGAAACCAAUCGCAGGAAGUGUAGAUAUUGUUAAGUCUGUGAAGAAAAAGUCAGUCAUCUAAGAAUUCCAAAAGAAAAAAAUCCCAAAUAAAAAUAACAUUAUUUAGUCUGAACCUUUGUCUAGUGUCUGAAAGAUCCUGUAAAAAUGUGCGGGGUAUGUUUCAGUAAAACGACAUGAACGUUAUACUGUUGUAUGUUGUUUUAGUCGACGCCUGGAUCGUUUAUUUGCUUUUACCUGUGCAACCGGUGUGCUGGCAGGUUUCAGUUCCUAUCUUGAUGGACAGUUUGGCAUGAUGCUAAAUAAAGACCAUUUACAAAAAAA
Pomacea canaliculata is the source of this 2409-nucleotide messenger RNA. Its product is annotated as methylmalonyl-CoA epimerase, mitochondrial-like. The coding region runs from base 62 to 556 and encodes 164 amino acids. Gene Ontology annotation, biological process: L-methylmalonyl-CoA metabolic process. Gene Ontology annotation, molecular function: methylmalonyl-CoA epimerase activity. Lineage: Eukaryota; Metazoa; Mollusca; Gastropoda; Architaenioglossa; Ampullariidae. The record is from RefSeq and is a predicted model, not a curated record. Gene Ontology annotation, cellular component: mitochondrion. The transcript is spliced from 6 exons.